GGCGCUACCAGAGACACGCAGCACGAUGAGUGACGCACGCAGAGUCCUCCUUUUCGUCGCAGCGGCAGCCGCAGUGGCCACUGGCCUCCCAUUGGUGGUGCCGGCUCCCGGCUUCGGGUGGGUGCUGCCGCAUCCAGCCCAUUUAGCGGGACGGCCCCCGCUGUCGCCUUCACCUCUGCCGCCCCACACCGUGUUCGUCCUCGUACGCGGUUACCCUGCUGCUGUACCACGCCCACAAGCAGCCGGAACUUCUCUGGUGCAGACAGCAAUUACUGCAGGCUCGCAGAAUGCGGUGGCCAAGAAUCGUCAGCCGGAGGAUGCUACGACGGUGCCAACCACAAGGGCUACUACGGUAUCCCCUACAACUCCCACGGACACCACGACGCGGCAGCAGGGCCUGCUGAGCUUCAUCAACGUGCCGGACAUCCCGUGUCCUGAGGGACAGAGGCGGGACCCAGCGGGAAACUGCCGGGACGAGUGGUAGGCGAGCGGUUUCUGGAAUCGAGGACUCCGAUCUGUCGCUGGACUGCUGGUGAAAUGUGACAAAUGCAGUUAGACUGUGCUGUGGCCUACCAGAAGUUUACGCUGAUUGCAGUUAUUAUAAGAUACUGAC
Molecule: messenger RNA, 613 nt
Organism: Schistocerca gregaria
Lineage: Eukaryota; Metazoa; Arthropoda; Insecta; Orthoptera; Acrididae
Exons: 2
Coding region: 26-484 (152 amino acids)
Source: RefSeq, a predicted model, not a curated record